Messenger RNA from Dendronephthya gigantea, 2176 nucleotides. Its product is annotated as allene oxide synthase-lipoxygenase protein-like. Gene Ontology annotation, molecular function: iron ion binding; oxidoreductase activity, acting on single donors with incorporation of molecular oxygen, incorporation of two atoms of oxygen; protein binding. Gene Ontology annotation, biological process: lipid oxidation. The record is from RefSeq and is a predicted model, not a curated record. The transcript is spliced from 8 exons. Lineage: Eukaryota; Metazoa; Cnidaria; Anthozoa; Malacalcyonacea; Nephtheidae. The coding region runs from base 124 to 2145 and encodes 673 amino acids.
GUUUAGCAAACGUAAAUAAAAAGUGCGCAUAUAAUAUAUUGUACUUGCGCAACCGUAAUUCCUCGAACACAUUGCGGGAAAAAGAAAUAAGAAGCUGGAUAUCAAUAAACUUGUAUAUCAGCGAUGAAAUACAAGGUUACGGUCGAAACUGGAGAUCUGAUUGGUGCUGGCACCCACGCAUCUGUUUCAAUUCAGCUUAUAGGCAAAAAUGGAGCAGAGACAAAGAGAUUUCCAUUGCACAAAUAUUUCGACAACAAUUUCAAGAAAGGUGAAACUAAUACGUAUGAUGUUGAAGGCGAUGACGUUGGUGAUAUUGCAAUGAUCUCUUUAAGUAAGCAUGAUUUACUCCUAAAGAAUGAUUGGUAUAUGGCUAAAAUCGUCAUAGAGAAGGCUAAUGAUGAAAGCAGCAAGUAUACAUUCCCUUGUUAUCGCUGGAUUAUUAAACACAUGGUAGUUUUCGAAGGAAAAGCGAUAUUACCUAAUUCAAAGGAGAAUGUAACAGUUUUGGCAGAACAACGUAAAAAAGAAGUAAGUGGAAACAGGGAGUUGUACAAGUGGAGCUCAGGCACUCAGGAUCUUCCUGGAUACAUCGAUGCUAAAGACCCAUCGUCGCUACCCAAGGACGUGCAGUUCACCGAGGAAGCCACGCUAUCUCUUUUCAGUGUUGGCUUGGCGGAAUUUACGAACAUUGGGUUGAGCCGCCUGUUUGAGCUUUUGGAUUCCUGGGAUAGCCUUGAUGAUUUUAGAAGCCUCAUCACUCCAGCCAUUCAGACCCCUCUUCCAGAUGCUGCGGAGUAUUGGAGAGAUGACGUCUGGUUCGGGUCACAAUUCUUAAAUGCCUCAAACCCAGAAGUGAUCAGAAAAUGUGAAAAGCUGCCUCUAAAUUUUCCUGUAAAAAAUGAAAUGGUCAACAAUCUCCUGGAUCGGGGUUAUGAUUUGAAGAAAGCUAUCAAGCAAGGCCUGAUUUUCAUCGUUGACUACGAAAUUCUUGAAGGCAUCAGCACAAUGAACAAACCAAAAGAUAAACGCUACAUAACCGCAGCUAUGGGGCUUUUCUAUCUGAGAAAUAACGAUGAUAUGGUGCCUAUUGCCAUUCAACUGGGACAGCAACCUGGAAAAGACAAUCCAAUUUGGACACCACAGCAAGAUUCUGAGUGGGAUUGGAUUAUGGCAAAACUGUGGCUUCGAUGUGCCGACACACAGUAUCAUCAGAUGAUUACACAUCUUCUUCGGUGUCACUUAAUGAUGGAACCAACUGCUGUGUCUUCUUGGCGAAAUUUGCCCUCUGUUCAUCCGAUAUGGAAACUUUUGUACCCCCACACGAAGGGUAUUAUGGCCAUCAAUACGCUUGGGCGAAACAAGUUGAUCUCACCAGGAGGCAUCGCAGAUAAAGUGCUGAGUAUAGGAGGUGGUGGUCAUAUUGCUUUGAUGCAGAAGCACUACAGAAGCAUUACAUUUGAAAGUUAUGAUCUAAAGAAGAACCUCACUGAACGGGGUGUUAAAGAUCUUAGGAAGUUUCACUACAAAAACGAUGCUUUACUUCUUUGGGAUGCCAUCCAUCAAUUUGUACAAGAUGUCAUAUAUAUUUACUACCAAGAUGAUAAAUCUGUUAAAAAGGAUAACGAGAUUCAAGACAGGAUUCGUGAUCUUCAUGAGAACGGAUACCGUUUUGGAAGUACUAAUGUUGAUAAGAAAGUCCCAAAAUCUUUCAGCAAGCGUGGAGAGCUGAUCCAUUUUCUAUGUAUCAUAAUAUUUACCUGCUCUUGUCAACAUGCUGCUGUUAAUUUUUCGCAAAUGGCAACUUACGGUUUCCAUCCCAAUUCUCCAAGUUUGAUGAGACAACCACCGCCUACCACAAAAGGAAAGGUCGACAUGAAUAUGAUCAUGUCCUCAUUGGCAAAUAAACACCAAGCGGGUGUGGUGGUUUCCGUUGUGAAUGCCUUAACUACGAUUUAUCCCACAGAGAAAUUUCUUGGCGACUUCUCUGACAGUUUGUUUGGUGAUGCCUCGGCACAGGCUGCCAUUGCGAAAUUCCAAAGUGAGCUUGACAAAAUUACGCAAAAGAUUCACGAGAGAAACAGUGGUAUGAUCAGUCCUUAUACAUGGCUUCUGCCUGGUCGAGUUCCAAACAGCAUCGCUAUAUAAAUGGCAAGAACUAUACCCACCUAUCAUUUCU